Molecule: messenger RNA, 213 nt
Organism: Fusarium odoratissimum NRRL 54006
Lineage: Eukaryota; Fungi; Ascomycota; Sordariomycetes; Hypocreales; Nectriaceae
Exons: 2
Coding region: 1-213 (70 amino acids)
Source: RefSeq, a predicted model, not a curated record
AUGGCAGACACUCCGAACGAAAAAGACCAGUCGCAGAAAGGAGGAGCGAAAGAUCAGUCGCAGAAAGGAGGAAACAUUCAAUAUGAAAGUGAUUCAUCCGGAGCUGGCAAGAGCAAAGGCAACGAUCCCGUGACAGAGGAACAAGGAGCCAGUGUGAUAGUUGUCAGUGCAGACAAAACAGGGUAUAAAUACGAUCAUCCUACCCCAAAGUAG